Molecule: messenger RNA, 3760 nt
Organism: Homalodisca vitripennis (glassy-winged sharpshooter)
Lineage: Eukaryota; Metazoa; Arthropoda; Insecta; Hemiptera; Cicadellidae
Product: amyloid beta A4 precursor protein-binding family B member 1-interacting protein-like
Exons: 9
Coding region: 148-2499 (783 amino acids)
Biological process (GO): signal transduction
Source: RefSeq, a predicted model, not a curated record
GUGAGAGAAAGAGAGAGAGAGAGAGAGAGCGGGACAGCUGGCGCUGCACCUGGCACAGGCGGCAGGUGUCCUCGCUCGCCUCGUUCUUGUCCGCCAGCCGCUACUCCGCCAGUCGUGUGCCGUCCGUCUCCGGGACCGCUGGGCGAGAUGUUGUGUACUAGGACCGAGAGCCACGAACAAGGUAACCGCAGCAUCCUGGACAAGCUGUGCAGGGGCGGUAGUUUCCGAGUCAGGGAACAUGUCGAAAAGAAACAAGUCGAUUUCAUCAGAAGGGAUAUCGGGAACCGGAGUGUUUUCGACAAGCUCUGUAAGAGCGGCAGUUAUCGCGUCAAAGACGAUAGUUCGACCAAGAAGUUGAGCAGUGGAAGCUUCAACAGGAAGGAAAAGCCGACGAUGGAAAGGCACAAGAAGGGUGAAAGUGUCUUCAACAAAUUGUGCAGAAGUCGUAGUUUUCACGGAAGGGAAAUCUCCAAAGAGCCGAAGUGUGCACUCCUACCGAACUGCGUGUCAUUGGCGAGUACGCGUCGUACCCAGAACAGUAAGGAUGUGGAUAGUGGCAUGGGAGUGGAACGGCCCAAGGCGUACUUGGUCGAGGGAUCCUUACAAGCUACAGUGUACACGCCGCGGCAUGUUCUGGGGAAGUCGGGCAGGCCAGCUACCGUACUUCUUGUUUACCCAACCGGUCUUGACAGAGGGGGUCCCGCACGGCCCCUGUCCUCGGACCUCAACCCCCCUCGUAUUGACAGCUAUCGUUUCUCUAUGGCAAACCUUGAAGAUAGUCAAGAUGUGGACCUGGACGCGAUCCUGGGCGAACUGUGUGCACUGGAGUCCCAAUAUGAUGAGGCUCUGGCCACAACAUCUGCUAAACCGGGUGGGGAGAUGACUCAUCGGCGUACUACGUCCGAUACACCACGCACUGACAGUCCUGACAAUGAUUCUGCGUUUUCUGACAGCGUUUCCCUACUAAGUAGUGAGAGCUCUGCCUCCAGUGGACGCACUGACUCUCACUCACAGGUGGAUUGUGGUAAUGGUAAGACAGAGAAGAUCCGGCUUGCGCUUCAAAAAAUGAAGGAGGCAUCAGUUAAGAAGCUGUUCAUUAAGGUUUUUAGUGGCGACGGUAGUGCCAAAAGUCUGAUGGUGGAUGAAACCAUGUCCUGUGGGUAUGUGACAAGGGUCCUGGCAGACAAGAACCACCAAGGUAUGGAACCUCAGUGGGCUCUCAUGGAACACCUUCCAGAUCUGCAUCUGGAACGUGUGUACGAAGACCAUGAGCCUCUGGUCGAUAAUCUGAUGAUCUGGACAAGGGACUCGAAGAACAGACUCUUGUUUGUAAAGCGACCCGAGCGAACAAUGAUAUUUGAGCAGCCAGAAUUACUGAGCGGACCCAACAACACUACACGGGGUGACAAUGUGGACGAGUGCAGUAAAAACAAUAUGAUUGAGGAACUUUUCUCUGGUUCUUGUGUACCCAGCAUGGAAGGGCCCUUGUACGUGAAGAGUGAUGCCAAAAAAGGCUGGAAGCGCCAUCACUGUAUCCUGCGAGCUUCUGGUCUCUACUACCUACCCAAGGACAAGGCCAAGACUUCCUACAAGGAUCUGGUCUGCUUGGCGACCUUUGAUGUCAAUCAGGUAUAUUAUGGUGUGGGUUGGCGUAAGAAGUUCAAAGCACCAACGGAGUUCUGUUUUGCACUGAAACAUCCAAGCCUCCAGCAAGUCAAAUCCUCCAAGUACAUCAAGUUCCUUUGUGCGGACGACCAGACUACACUACACCAAUGGGUACUUGCCAUCCGCAUGGCCAAGCACGGUCGCCAACUACUAGUCAACUACCGAGCACUGUUGGAGGAAAGUCGUAUUUCGAAUUGUGAACGAAUACGAGAAACAAGCGUGCGGCAUAGCACCAUUUCUUCCUCUAGUCUCCUUGACACCGCUUCAGAGUCAGGAUCAAGUGGAUGUGAUGUGGGCUUUGAGUGUGACUUCCCUUCAGGGACAAUAAAACGGAAACCGCCCAAACUGCCAUUGACUGCUACCACACGCCAGCUCACGGAGAUCGCUUCCAACAAACACAUAGAGAGGGCAACCAGCUUCGAGAGCUUACCUCCCCCUCCGCCAGAGGUUUUAGAGAAUUUAAUUCAUCCCGAUGAGGACCUACCACCACCUCCUCCACCACCACGUUUAGCCCCACCUUCCACUGCCUUCCUCCAGGACCUGCAGAGAGUGAUGAGACGCAAAUGGCAAGUGGCUCAGAAGUGUAAACUAGACCACACUACCACACCACAUGAAGUUCUCGGGUUCCGAGACCCUCCCGACUACCGGGAGACCAAUGUCAGUAACUGGGUUGCAGAGCACUACGGGGGUCAGAAUCUUUACGAGAACGUGUACAGGCCACCUGGUUGUCAGGGGAUGCAGCUUGCCCCACCCAAGAAGAGACCUCCCCCGCCCCCACCACCACCACGAGCUGAGACGACACACCUCACCUCUAGGCACCCACAGAAAUGCUGACGCCUGUGCUCCCUCUCUUCUCUCUCCUACAUGGUGCUAAUUGUCAACAAACUAAUAAGAAAAGCUUGAAUAGAUUCCAGAUAUAGAAUUUUGUCCAUUAAUUGUAUUACAUAGUAAAAAUUCCUUUCCUUUUAUGUCCAUCCUAACUAUUUUAUCUUGUCUCAAUUUAAUUCUUAAAGAAGUUAAAAACAUAUAACUUAAGAAAUUGCUUUAGUGCCUUUACAUUUGAUAAAAGUAUUUCAUAAAAUUUUAUAUUUUGAAAUUGUAUGUAUAACUUUUCGUAUAUAUUUGAUCAUGUUUUAACUAAAAAAAAUGCAACCAUAGGUUUUAACAUCUGUAGUUAAUUUUCUGCUAUGAAAUAGAAAUCAUAUAAUCCCCACUAAAGGGGUUAUUACUCAUGUCCAUGUCAGAUAGACAUUCAAUUCUUUUUUAAUUAUUAGAUCAGUCAUAGUAACAUCGUUUUUGUAGUUGCUUACUCUGAAAAUAUAAUUUCUUCCUUAGUUUUGAUCUCAUAUACAAUAUUAACUACUCUCAUUUUACUAUUUACUGCAGCACUUGAAAGUUAAUUCAACAAAUCUGAAAUUUUUCCAAUAAAUUUAUGUUUACAGUUUUUUAGGAAUGUGAUAAAAUUAAUUAAUUCACUUUUUAAUUGAUUGUAUAUUACUUAAAUCAUAAUGAAAAUAUGUAGGCAUGUUAUUUUGUAUUAUAUGUUGUACUUAUGAGUUAGGAAUCUUUUAUAUUUAUUUAUUAAAAAUAAAAAGCAGUUAUACGAAGUUAAACUGUGUUUUAUACAGCAAGACUUUUGCUCUUUUUGUAAAUUGUUGUAUAGAAACAGGAAAUAAACAGACCAAAUGAGCACAAACUUUGCUUAUUCUGAAUAUUGUGCACAUUGUAUAUUAUGUGAUCUUGGCUUGCAACUGUCUUUUGUGAAUAUUUUUCUCUAGUUUUAUUUAUGUACAUUGUUAAUUUAGUUGAUGUUUUUAUAGUAGUUUUUUUUAAAUCGGAUGUAAUUUAUAAAGUUAAAAUAUAUUAGGUUUGAUCUCAUAGAAAAUGAUAACCAUAUAACCAAAAUGGGUUCACUUUAUAUAUAGUAUUCUUAGGCUUUUGCAGAAUUAUAAUUUUUAGGAGUAAGGUUCUUGUUAUAAUUGUGAAGAAACCGUUGCAAUUCAAUGUUAAAACUAUAUUAUUGUUGUUUUAAUGUCAUUAUACAUUGUUUAGGUUGUCAUAUCUGUCAGAAGAAGAAUAAAAUAUGUUGAUUAAA